AUACCGCCAGUACUGCAGCUUUUCAGCUGUUCUUGGGAGCGUUUUUGUGAUGAAAGGCUGCAGCACAGGAACUUUCAGGGGUUUUCAUAAAAUACAUUUCUGAUUCACUAAAUACUCUCUGACUGAAACCAUAAAUGGGAAAGCUUUACGUCAGCGCCAGGCAAGUUAUGCAAGGACGCAGGAAUCCGGCAAACUUCAGAGCGGUCACAUGAUCGCAUCACAUGACAGCUCCUUCCAUAUGGCUCUCCCCAGUGUUGUGCCUCUAGCGCUCCUAUAGCAGCUGCGAUCAGCACCAGCUGUGACGUCAUCACUGGGAAGCUUCCCAUUGGCCGCCUUUAUCGAGCCGUGCCUGGGGACAGCGAAGGCAAUGGAGGUUUACAUUCCAUCAUUCCGGUACGAAGACAGUGAUAUGGAGAGAGGCUACACGGUGUUUAGAAUAGAAGUACUGGUGAAUGGCAGACGGCAUUUUGUUGAAAAGCGGUACAGCGAAUUCCAUGCCCUUCAUAAAAAGCUUAAAAAAGGCAUUAAAACUCCAGAGAUCCCAUCUAAACAUGUAAGAAACUGGCUGCCUAAAGUGUUGGAGCAACGUCGGCAGGGUCUAGAGGCAUAUUUGCAGGACAUCAUUUUUGAAAAUGAAGAACUUCCCAAGAUAUUUUUGGAUUUCUUGAAUGUUCGACAUUUGCCAUCACUACCUAAAGCUGAGAGUUGUGGCUCCAUCGAUGACCUAGAAUCGGAUGAACCCAGCAAACUGUCCCACCAGCCUGUGCUGCUUUUCCUAAGGGAUCCAUACAUCUUGCCUACAGCCAACGGUUCCAUAAAUAUUUGUUUCCAUGGACACAUUUUAUUACCUUGUAUUACCUCACCAGAUAAUGCAGCGAAUGUGGUCAUAGAAGGCGUUCUGCACGGAUUGUUUUACCCUCACCUUCAGACCAGCUAGAGACUGAGCUUCUUGCAACUGGAAGUGACUGUUUCUUUGUUGUUGAUGGAAAACCACAAAAUCCGUUCCAGUGAUGAGUCUACCUAUGGAAACAAAGGGAAACAUCGACUGACCGCUGUGCAGUCUCCACUUGAAGAAGCUGUAGAUUUCAGAAUUAUAACAUUGUGCCAAAAUGUAUUUUAUUUUGUACAUUCAUUCACCUAAACUAACACUUAUGUAAAAAUAUACCUCCAAGUGUGAGAAUACCAGCCCACCAAUCAUGAUACCAUCAGCAAAUAUGAGUGCUCAGAUGCUGCUCUCCAGUUCUUCGGGAACGCUACACCUGGGAUACUUUCCAGUGGUCUUCACCAGCUGGAAUGUGAGUUACCUUCUCUUGCCAUAAAACUUUACUGUCACUUGAACAGGGUUUCUGUCUAUUGUGAUCUAGAGCCUGUAGCAGAAGCAUCUCAGGGGUGCUAGCAUUUACAGAGCCCCAAGUUGGUCAAGCUUACUGCCCUUGGUUGAUUUAAAGUGAUCUUCAUCUUCAAGAUUUUUAUAGGAAAGCAAAAGUAUGAAAUUAAAAGAAUGCUCAGCUCUGUUCAUAUUUAAUCAAUUCCUAACCCUUCAGUACUUACCCAGCUAACCUUUUUAGGUUAAUAGUGCCAUGGGCAAAAUAGUGCAGGUGUCAUGCAUCAGUAAUUCUAAAAGUACAAUCAAAGGAAAAAUGGCAGGCACUCACACAUCCCACAACCAGGCUUGUAAAAAGACUGAGAAUUUUAUUUUAGGCAACAAAGUAAGUUAAUCCAUAGCCUUAUGCAUUGCGUGCCUUUGGGCACUUACAAAAACACACAGGUAUAGCAGAUAUAUACCCCAGACCCACCAAUCACCAAAAAACAUUAAUUAACCAAUAGGAUAAGAGAGGGGAGGGGAAUCAAAAACAAUGUGCAAACAAGGAAAUAGCCAUCCAUUGACCCGGGACAAUAACUUCAGUGCCUUAGCUUUCAGUGUAUUCUUAGAGGUUGAUAUUACAAAUGUUUUACUGUAAUUUGUGUGUUUAUAUUAUAGGGUAUACAGGUCAUGGAUCUCCAAGUUGACUUCAGAAAUUGUAAUUUUGCAACUGGGGGGUAUUUGUUAUAAUACACAAGUAUCUGUAAAUCAUGUGAGACAAAUUAUAUCACUAGUACCGAUGACAUCACUAAGCACCAAUUAUAAGGAUAUAAUUUACAGGAUAUUAAUAGGUCUUAGGCAGUCUAUAGAAGGUUCAAGACAAGCCUAUCAUCUCGCCUAACUCCAGCAGUGCUCCCUUUUCUGCACCAAAAAACAGACAGCGCACACCUAGUAAAAUAACUGUGAGGUGCAAUACUUACGGGACUCCCCAACAGAGUCAUAAAGAGAUAAGGAACGUUCCAAGGUGAAUAGUGUGCAGUCUUCACCUUGGAACGCUCCUCUUUCUGCACAACUGAUGAGGCUUGAGAUAUUGUUUACAUGGUAUGAUGGCUGAAUGUUUAGUAUGGCAGCCUCAAUAAAAAAAAGAGUGAGGGCAAAUGUAAUUUUUUUACAUGCCCCCAGUGUUGACUCAAGACAAGUAAAUUUAGAAGACUGGUGCAAACUAUUUUUUAUCAAGGUUACGGUAAUGCAGGAGACUUUACUGCUACUAUGGCUAACCAGGUGUAUGGAGCUGACAUGUCUUGGUAGAUAAGAGCAAAAUUAUCCAAAAGACCCAUCAGCCUUUUGUAUUUAAACUGCUUGUGUUAGCAUAAAACAUUACUUUUUAAUUUUUCCUCUUUAAUUGGGUGUGCAGAAUGCAUUUAUGUAAUUUCCAAGCACCACUAUAAUGCACUUUAGUGCAAUAACAUCUAUUGUCCAAAUCAACACUCUGAUGUGUUUUACUGUACAUGACUUCUAGGCAAUAGAGUGUUUUGUCAUGUCCUAUGUAUCUGGGAGGAAUAGGGAUAUGCAAACACUUUAUUCAUUCUUUUCUUUAUAUAGGAAUGAUGGGAAAACAAAACGGGUUGCAGACAAAAAAAAUACAUAAUAUAUGAGACGUGAGACUUUUGUACAAAUUAUUCUAAAACUGUUUCUGAGAACUUGGUCUCAAAAACUCAUGACCAUCACCAUAAGUUAAUUUUGUCAUAUUAGAAUAAUUAAUACUAACGAGCAUUAUGGAGCUAGAAGCCAUAUUGUCGAUUUGCCUCUAGUAAUUUAAUUUGGAGUUAUUUAUCAAAAUCUGUUUUUUUCUGAUUUUAUAAGUAAAAAAAGUCCGACCAAACUAGAAUCCAUGAUUUGACCUUAUUUAUCAUUGAAAAAAACUUGGUUCAGAAAAAAACUCAAAAAGUUUGGGUUUUUGCGAAAAAAAAACCUUUUUCAGGUUUUAUGCCCGAAACGCUGUAAUUUUUCAAGAAAUGCUCGAAACCCCUGAUUUUUUUCAGUUUUUUGGCCGAAACUCGGCACAGACUAAGAUUUCUUCACAUUUGAAAUGGGACCUUUGCCAUUGACUUCUACAGGACCCUGACAGCUUGGAGAUGCAGUAUUUUUGGGUUCUGACUUUUAGCAGCCUCGAGCUAUAAUAAAUCACGAGAAAAAAACAUUUCCCACUAAAAAUUUGGAUUUUAUAGUAAAAGGAUUUUGCCAUUUAUUAAUAAAUAACCCACUUAAUUGUGUCUUUUUAUCUCUGUCUACAUAAUUACUUCUUAGGAUUAAAUAUGAAACAUCCACUGCUUGAUAGACAGAGUUUAUUCAUUUCCCUUGAAUAAAUGGAAGGAUAUUAUGGGAUCAUGUCUUCUCUAUAGCUGUGUUUUUCUUUACAUUUGAGUAGGAUGCAUUGCUUCCUUUAGCAAAGCCCUUGACCAGAGAGGUUGGGAGAACACAAACCCACAUUUACAAUAAAAUGCAGAUCCGUGGCAUAUUUUGGACCUUUUAUUAACUAUUCCCAAAAGUCUCUAGAAAAUAUCUAUACUGGAGAAAAGGCAAUUUCCAUUCACAGAAGCUAUAACAUUACACUUUUUGUUAUUUUGUAUCUAAUGGUGUAAGCUUAUUGAGUACAUCUAGCAUCUCUUAUUUAUAUGUGGACAACUGUGGGGACUACAGUUCUGCUGCAUUAUUGGAAGAUUCUUUCUCUAAAGAUUUCAGUGGAGCCAUGUAGUGUUGUAAAAUGGAAGGCCUUCCACUGAGAUGCACGGAGAAUGCCUGACAAAUAUGCAGAGAAUGCAGGACAAUGAGACUUGUUCUUAUAAUUGACUCUUUAUUUAUAGCCACAUUGGAAUAUAAAGUGUACAAGCAAGUGAUGUUUUAUAUUUAGGACACAUUACUGUCACUUCUCUUUAAUAAGUACUACAUUUUUGGUUGUGAAGUAUAUGCAAUAUAUUAAUAGCAUUAACGUAGCGUAACACUACUGAUGGCUGAAAUUGGAGCUGUUGUUCACCAUACUCUGAUGUGAUGUGUAUUGUGCACUGUUUACCACUACCGAAAUAAUGUAAAAACAGAGUUAUAAUUUAUAUGUAGAUUAAAAAAAAAAAAACUGAUGUUUAUGUAUGCAAUAAAUGUAUAACAAACCA
Xenopus laevis (African clawed frog) is the source of this 4470-nucleotide messenger RNA. It is a transcript of the gene snx24.S, whose product is annotated as sorting nexin 24 S homeolog. Lineage: Eukaryota; Metazoa; Chordata; Amphibia; Anura; Pipidae. The transcript has 7 exons. Gene Ontology annotation, cellular component: cytoplasmic vesicle membrane. The coding region runs from base 368 to 937 and encodes 189 amino acids. Gene Ontology annotation, molecular function: phosphatidylinositol binding; phosphatidylinositol phosphate binding. The record is from RefSeq and is a predicted model, not a curated record.